UGAAUUUAGCAUUCGUGUCCUUUUUAGACGCUCGUCAGCUUGUUUGAGUUCUUCUGAAGUUUUGACCGAUUUCCAAAAUCACGUUCUGCUGCCCAGUUGACGUGGACGAAGAGGAGCUCAGCUCAGGCUUUAGACUCGCAUUCGGACAGACCUAACAAAAUGCCUGGACCAGCAGCAAGUGCAACAAAUGUUGGGGCGUCUAGCCGUUCCCCGAGCAAAACAGUGGCUCCCCGAGCAGCAGGUUCCACCGUCCGACAGAGAAAAACUGCCAGCAGCAGUGCACGCAGCGGAGGCAGGACCACAGGAUCCGCAGGAACCGGGGGCAUGUGGCGCUUCUACACUGAAGACUCGCCAGGCCUCAAAGUCGGUCCGGUGCCAGUCCUUGUGAUGAGUCUCCUGUUUAUUGCCUCGGUCUUCAUGCUUCACAUCUGGGGGAAGUACACCCGAUCCUAAGCCCCACCUGAUGACCUCUGACCCUGCUCUUCGGCUUCUUAACUCUUUUGGACCUGGACCAAACAAACAAGUUCCCUCUUCCUCUGUCACUACAACACACACUUUUUUAUUAGUACAAGAUCUUUAUCCAUAUCAGAUUUUAGUAACUUAUGCAGCUUCAUUCUGUCGAUGAGUGUUUUUACACCAGAUAUGAGCGAACGAGACGAAGCCUCCAAACCUCUUUAUUAUUCAUCAUGUUGCUCUCACAAAAACCAGCAGCAGCAACACAGGUUUGCUUCUGCUGCCACACGAGGUCGGUGCAUUGUCCAAGGACAUUUUUGUUUUCAGGGCCCCAGUAAACCUGAUUUUUUUUUUUUGUUGGGUUAAUGUCAUUUGUACAAAAUGUAAUUCUGAAGUUGUACAAUAAAACAAACAAAAAAAGAUUUAAAAAAAAA
Molecule: messenger RNA, 887 nt
Organism: Nematolebias whitei (Rio pearlfish)
Lineage: Eukaryota; Metazoa; Chordata; Actinopteri; Cyprinodontiformes; Rivulidae
Gene: sec61b
Product: SEC61 translocon subunit beta
Exons: 4
Coding region: 160-453 (97 amino acids)
Biological process (GO): intracellular protein transport
Cellular component (GO): Sec61 translocon complex
Source: RefSeq, a predicted model, not a curated record